AUGUCUUCAACCUUUUGUCUCGGUCAAUUUAUCAUCCCAGUAAGCCUCCCCAGUCCUGUAAACCUCACUUAUGAUUUACCUCAGCUUGUGUUCCUACAACGAGGGCACAAACUAGUCCACAUAUAUUGUGAAACACGCACCCGAUUUGGUGAUCUGAGUGAAAAACAGAGCCAAUACUUGGGUCCACUUUUAGGGCCCGUCUCAAGCUGUUCAACUCCAGUUACUUGUUCGGAAAUCCCCCCCAAUGAAGUGGCUCUAGUCAAAUUGCGUGCAUUUCUUGUAACAAAGAAUUGCAUAACACCUCAGCUACGGGGCUGUGUGUUCAGCCGAUCCGAAAAGAUACCUGAAGUACAGUCAGCUUUUGCAGCUUCGGAGGUCGAGCUCACUCCAAUUUGGAACUACAACCCAGAUGUUUUCUUCAAAAUUCCGCACUUCACCUCUCGAAUCUCCCCCAACAGUCCGUUUGCCGGACCACCCCCAACACUUUCUGCAUCACUUCGACAAUGCCGAACAAAUCUGAAAUCCCAUCAACUAUCUGCCCUCAGCUUUCUACUGAGGAACGAGCAUCCCAACAACAAUACAAAGGACUUGUGGUACCACGACGACAACGCCUGGCUUCGUCACUACUUUGACGAAGAGUCUGUGUCCAGCGAGACAGAACCCCCCGAAGAUGACAGGUCGCAAGGUUCAAUACUUGCUGAUGAUAUGGGAUUAGGGAAGACGUUAACAACACUAGCUUUUAUAUUGGCUACAUGUGAAGAAGGAAGACGCUUUCGAAAGGCCGAUCCCGAAAACCGAUCUUCGGCUACCUUAGUAAUCUGCCCUCUGGCAACGCUAUCCAACUGGCAAAACGAAAUCAGCCUUCAUUUCAACAAUCAUGCAAUUACUUACAAGGUGUUCCAUGGGGAUGAUCGAAAGAAAAUGACUAAAGAAGACCUGCAGUCUAGCAUGAUGAUCUUGACGACGUACGAAAUGAUUACAACAAGUGGGAACAAGAGACAUCACCACCAACUCACAAUUGAAUCUCUCGACCUUUUUUGGUUCAGAGUUGUCUUGGACGAGGCACAGAAUCCAAUAACAAAUCGGACACAGAGCAUUCAGAACCUUCACAAGCAGUUCGUGCUUUGCUUAACAGGAACACCAGUCCAAAACCGAUUGACCGACUUGCAAAGCUUGAUAACGCUCUUGAAUAUCCAUCCUUGGAAUGAAGAAUGGGUGUGGAAAUGCUGCCUGAUUCCUCAAAUGAACGUUGGCGCUCAACAAGCAAUCAAGACUGUAAAUAGACUAAUGCAAGCCAUUUGCUUGAGAAGAACCAAGGAGGUUCUUCUCCAACUCCCAGAAAAAGUCGAGAAGAUUAUAGUUGUCAACAUCAGCCCAAAAUGGGAGGAGGUUUCACAAAUGCUGCACACAACUUUCAUCGAUCUUUUUGGAAGGCUACGAACUGCGGGGGAAAGAUGGGAUUCUUCUGAGUUUUUCAGACAGUUGACGAUGCUUCGUCAAUUUUGUAAUCAUCCUUUAUUUGCGCGAUCGGAGAUUGAAUUCCAACCAGAAUGGCGAUGGCAGGAUUCGGCAAAAGUUGUCCAUCUAGUCAAUAAUCUGAAGGUGUUUUUGGAAGGAGUUAGAGGAAUUAACAGGACCAAGGCAGUGGUUUUUUCUAGCUUUACAGGUUUUCUGGGGAUUAUUGAACGGGCGCUUGAAGAGAACAAUAUCAAAUCAACCUGGCUCACGGGGGACGACACUCCAAAGAAACGGGAUGAAAACUUGGAAGAAUUUCGAACCAACAACACCUGUAAUGUCUUAUUGGCUUCAGUACAAGCAGGUGGGGUCGGAAUUGAUCUGCGGUGCGCUCAGAAUGUGUACAUGAUGGUUGGAACCCCGCAGCAGAGAUUCAGGCUGUUGACCGACUAUACAGGCUAG
Messenger RNA from Puccinia graminis f. sp. tritici CRL 75-36-700-3, 1917 nucleotides. RefSeq lists its product as uncharacterized. The coding region runs from base 1 to 1917 and encodes 638 amino acids. Gene Ontology annotation, molecular function: ATP-dependent chromatin remodeler activity; ATP binding. The transcript is spliced from 4 exons. Lineage: Eukaryota; Fungi; Basidiomycota; Pucciniomycetes; Pucciniales; Pucciniaceae. The record is from RefSeq and is a predicted model, not a curated record.